UUAGUAUUUAAAGUAAGCAGCUGAUCGGAAGCAUUUAAAGAGAGAUAUAUAAAAUAAAAGAAAGAAAAAGAAAUAAGAGAGAAAAACAGAAAGAGAAAGAGAGAAGCAGAGGUUACAGAGACUCCGUCGCUCUUCUCCAAUCGGAUCAUUCAAUCCCUAAUUUUUUUUUUUUGGAAAAUCCUAAGUUUUGCAUUCUUAUCUCUCACUUUUCUCUUUCUCGUUCCGAUUUUUAUUAUUUUUUAUCAAAAUUUUGUUCUCCGAUUUUUAGUGUUUUUUGCCGUCGAUCAAGUUGUCGACUUAGGAAAAACAAGGGAAAAUCCAAUUUUGUUUAAGUUAGGGUUUGAUAUGGCUGCGAAUGUUAAUACGGCUAAUUUGAAUACCUCCGCUGCAGUGACAGCUAUUAAUCACUCUCCCAGUAGCCCUAAUCAAUCUAAUCGUGCCACGAGGGCAGUUUCUUCGCCCUGGACUCAAAUCGUCCAUGGAGAAUCGGAGCCGAUCGCCGGUGUUCCUUUAUCACCUUCGUCGUCUUCGUCGUCGUCACCAUCAACGGCUGUGAUUGAGCCGCCUGUUACCACGGUGGUCGAAGAGGGAGGCGUGGAGAACGGCAGUGCUGGGCCCAAUGGUAAUGCCGGUAAGAGACCGGCUUGGAACAAGCCUUCCAACGGCUCUGCCGAGUUUGGGUCCGUCAUGGGGGCCCACAUGUGGCCUGCUUUGUCUGAGUCCGCUAGGGUUUCUUCCAAAUCCUCUUCAGAUUCAUCCAGAGCUUCAUCGGAUGGACCAUCUUCUCCUUCUGUUGUCCCCGUUUCUCAGGGGAGCGGAAGUGCGUCAUCGUCGUCUUCUUCACAGAAACAAGUCAACAACAGUAAUUUGAUACCAAACCAUACAAUGGCUGCACGCCAAAGGCCAAUGAAGCGAAAUAGUAAUAACUCAGCAUCUAAUGGUGGCAUUUUGCAGCCACCACCGCAAGGUCCUGUGGUUGAAGCACCUCUGAGUGGUCCUUCAAGGGACCAUACACAGAGAAGUGGAUUUGUGUCACAGCCUCAUAGUGGUGGGAAUGAUCAUCCACACUCACGGAAUUCAUUCAGAUAUCGUAAUAGUGGUUCGCAUCCACGAGGAGAUGGUUCUCACCAUCAGAAUUAUGGAGGAAGGCGCAAUCAAGACCAUGGAAAUCAAAAUUGGAAUGGUCGAAACUUUAAUGGUAGGGAUGGUCACAUGCAGUCAAGAGUUGUUCCCAGGUUAAUAAGGCAUCCGCCACCUCCUCCACUGCCUAAUACCACACCAUUUAUUGCUCCCCCACCCGUGCGCCCCUUUGGCAACCCCAUGGGAUUUCCUGAAUUGGCAUCUCAUGUUUAUUUAGUCCCAGCCCCUCCAGACUCGUUUAGAGGUGUCCCAUUUGUUCCACCAAUGCCCCCGGUGUUUUUCCCUGCUCCAGAGCCUCAAGAUCAUCAGUUGCAUGCUAAGAUAGUGAAUCAGAUAGAUUAUUAUUUCAGUAUUGAAAAUCUAAUUAAGGAUAUAUUCUUGCGGCAGAACAUGGAUGACCAGGGCUGGGUUCCUAUUAGAUUAAUAGCAGGCUUUAGAAAGGUUUCAAUGUUGACUGAUAAUAUUCAGCUUAUACUGGAUGCUCUGCAAAGUUCAAAUGUUGUGGAAGUAGAGGGUGACAAAGUAAGAAAGCGGACUGAUUGGAGGCAUUGGAUAAUGCCGCCAUCUGUUCAGUUCCCUACCAUGUUUGGUCAGGAUAUGCCGGUCGCCAGUGUUCAGAAUAUUUCUUUGGAUCAGAGAACUGCUAACCAGAGUGAGGCAAGGAGCCAAGAAGAUGUUCAUGCUGAUGGACUAUCAGGUAGAUCAUCUUCGGGGGACUUCAAUAAUCAGUCACAGCUAUUUGGCCAAGAGGGAAAAGCUGUAGGUGUUCAAGGUGGUGCAGCAACUAAUUCAAAUUAAGCAAAAUGUGCAUCACGGCAGCACAUUUUCUUGCUAAAGUUUCUGGAAGAUAGAGCAGAGGAUGAUUUUGACACCAUGGGUGAUUAUCUUGCCUGGCAUAAUGAAAUAUGAUUUCUCGUGCAGCAAAUUAGAGAAAACAUUACGAGAAGAAAAGGAAAACAACUUUUAGAAAAGGAUAAAAAAAACACAGAAUAUUAAAAAAAAAAAAAAAUUGAACCUUUUAGACUUGAGCUAGUAGCACGAAAUUAUUGUGGCUGUUAUUGGUUUUUUUGGGGGAGAUGUUGCAUUUUCCUUUACUAUUUAUGGUGAUCUGGAUGGUGUUUAAAUCUGGGGAAUUUUGAUUUGCUUCCCCUCGCUACCCAUCGUCUGUUUUUUCUUUUUUUUGGAUAAAUCUUUGGGGUCUGAGAACCUCCGGUUAGUUUUUUUUUUUUUUUGGGGGGGGGGGGAAGGUAUAUAAACUUUGAAAGAACAAAAUACUUAAUGGGUUCAUGUCUUGCAUUAUGCGAGGGGGAGAAAGGAGAAUUGAUUUAUACUGCAGCAGCUCGUGCUACUGGUGGUAAUCAUCGCUUCAUGGUUAAAUUCCUUUCCUUCUUUGACGGCCUAUAUCAUUUACCAAGAAUUGCAUUUUUAUAUAUGUAUAAUACUUAUUCUUAAUACUCUGUUAAGGACUUGCAUUUGCUGCAUAAUAUUGUCCUUAAUUUGUGGGACAAACCAACCUUUGAAAAUGACCAAGUUACAACUGGAUGUAUGAUUUAAGUUUUGGACCUUCUGGUACUUGGACUUGCUCUCAAAUAAUAUUCCUUAUAGUAUUAUUUAUUAAUCUUUACUGACUGACUUCUUGUAUGGUAUAAGUUACCACCUUUAGUCAAAUACCCAAUGUUAAUGUGGCUGAAACACCCUUUUCCUGAGUCCUGACCGGAAACACCCUUUUCCUUACAAGGUCGUUGGCUUUGAUGGUGGAUUGUUAGUGUGGUUGAAACGUACGAUACAAUGGUGACAUCAAACCAAUCUGAAUGAAUCGCUGCCUCCUGUUCAUUUAUUGACGUUGUCAUCAUUUGUUAAAAAAGAUCCCACAGCGGACGCUGCAUGGAGAUAAUUAGUGAAGGAUAACAAGUCCCUUUCUCUUUCAGUUGUGGAUAGUGCCAUUAUUAUUGACAAUGG
Messenger RNA from Durio zibethinus, 3099 nucleotides. Its product is annotated as la-related protein 1C-like. Gene Ontology annotation, molecular function: RNA binding. The record is from RefSeq and is a predicted model, not a curated record. NCBI's taxonomy places the organism in Eukaryota, Viridiplantae, Streptophyta, Magnoliopsida, Malvales, Malvaceae.